Molecule: messenger RNA, 957 nt
Organism: Sinocyclocheilus grahami
Lineage: Eukaryota; Metazoa; Chordata; Actinopteri; Cypriniformes; Cyprinidae
Product: ES1 protein homolog, mitochondrial-like
Exons: 5
Coding region: 103-777 (224 amino acids)
Source: RefSeq, a predicted model, not a curated record
CGCUUGUUUGCGUUACCUCCGUGGAAACUGAGCUUGUGUUACCUGGGCGAGAUCUCUGGGGCGCGAGCGCUAUGUAAAUAUUGAAUUCUGCCAGUGUCAGGCAUGGCAAAGAGCGUGGCGCUGAUUCUGUCCGGCUGCGGCGUGUAUGACGGCACAGAGGUUCACGAGGCGUCUGCUGUGAUGGUGCACCUCAGCCGAGCAGGUGCCAAGGUCCAGAUGUUUGCGCCUGAUGUUGAGAUGAUGCAUGUGGUGAACCACUGUGAAGGCAAGCCCGUGACGGACAAGAGGAACGUGCUGCAGGAGAGCGCGCGCAUCGCCCGGGGUGACGUCACAGACCUGGCCACGCUGGACGUCGGCGCCUUUGAUGCGCUCAUCAUUCCAGGUGGUUUUGGAGUGGCUAAAAACCUGAGCGACUGGGCCACCAAAGGCAAGGACUACUCGAUCAAACCUGAGAUUGAGAAGGUCAUUAAAGCUUUCCAUCAGGCCAAGAAACCCAUGGGCAUGUGCUGCAUCUCUCCUGUGCUGGCAGCCAAAGCUAUUCCCGGGUGUGAGCUGACCGUCGGCCACGACUCGGAGUGUGAGAAGUGGCCGUAUGCUCAAGUGGCUAAAGCCAUGGCAGAACUGGGCUGCAAACACUUGAACAAGAACGUGGGCGAGGUGCACAUCGAUUCCAAGAACAAACUGGUGACUACGAGUGCGUUCAUGUGCAACGCUGACAUCCAUGAGAUCUUUGAUGGUCUGGGUGUCAUGGUCAAAGAAGUUCUCAAACUAGCCUAAUUUUGUCAUUUGAAUGUCUGAAUAUUAUUACAUCAAUAGAUAUGUAUAUUUAUUUAUAAAUGAAUGUUGUCCUUUAAACCCAGGAAAAAAAGCAUCACAAAACCAAUGAGACCAAUUCAUUUUCAGUAAAACAUACUGUUUUUGUGUUUUUGUGGUAGUCUAUUAUCAAUAAAACUGAUC